This is a messenger RNA of Pectinophora gossypiella (pink bollworm), 3736 nucleotides long. RefSeq names its product angiopoietin-related protein 2. The transcript is spliced from 8 exons. Lineage: Eukaryota; Metazoa; Arthropoda; Insecta; Lepidoptera; Gelechiidae. Bases 81 to 2282 code for a protein of 733 amino acids. The record is from RefSeq and is a predicted model, not a curated record.
UGAGCGCAAUACGCGGCGUGAGUCGGCCAGUCGCUAACGUGACGACAGGUCGUGUGAGCGCGAUCGUGCAGCGUCUUGUGAUGUCCAGGUGGUGGUUUGUGGUGCUGCUAGCAGCGGGUGCGGCGGCGGCGGGCGGGCGGCUGCCGCGCACCUCCCCCCCGCACGCGCCGCACACGCCCGCGCCUGCGCCCAGCCCAGCGCCGCGCCUCGCGCCCCGGAACCUCACCCUCGCAGCCCGCUCCUCCGUCAGGAACAGAGAGCAGUAUAUAUUCAACGUUUUCGAAGUAAUUGUGAGCACUUUGGAAACAAAGUUGCAAAGGAUAGAGAAUCUGGAUAAAGCCGUGGAACAUUUGAUGAGGAGAGUUGAAGCCCUCGACUCGCGAGUGAACGACAACAUUCAUAAAACUGACGCCAUCAUUUCCAAACUUGGCAAUCUCGAUCUCAAGCUAUUCAGCCACAUCAGCCCAGACGAUGAAGAAACAGUCACCGAACAAUCAUCCAAACGGACAAAUGACAACUACCACGACGUACAACUAGACAAAAAAUUGGAAUCGUUAGAUCAAAAGGUAUCAGACAUCGACUCGAAAUUAGUCGGUCUUAAAAACCAAAUAGACAACAAUUUUUUGCCAGUAGACGACAUCAACGCAGAGGCUAGUGAAAAGAAACCCAUUAAUCUAAAUGUUAUAGAAAUUGCAAAAGGACUCAACUCUGAAGUAAUUAACGAAAUUACGAAGGAGGUGGACCAGUUGAGAACGUCAAUGUCGACAGUUGAUCGUAAAUUACAAUUCCACAUUAAUCUCGUUUCCGAAAAUUUGGGCAAAGUGCUUUACAUGAUGGCCGAUGUGCACGCAGCUAUCGUGGAACCAGAAGCCGCUUCCAUAAAUGUCAACAGCUUGUUCAAGAAUAGAACCGCGACAAGCACGCAAUCUCCGGUCGCUAAGGCUAGCAAGAUCGACACCCUUGUCAAUAAAAUUAUUCCAAUGAUGAGCGUCUCCGAGAAGAUGGACGAAGUGUGGGACGUAGUGGUCGGCACGAAGAGUUCAGUUGACGACUUAGUACCGAAGUCUGACGAACUGUUAACGCAAACUCAACGACAAGAACGAGCUAUUGGACAGAUCCAUAACGACUUGAGAGUGAAAACGAAUCUGAUAAUCGAAAAUCUGGAUAUGGUAGAAAAACGUCUGAAGAAGCAGGAAGAUGACGUGGCGACGCUGGCACAGCGACCAGUCCCGGCAGAGUUGCUUCUGGACCCGACCAUCGACAGGCUGGUGGAGUACGCGCCCAACCGGUACCGCGUGGACGAGCUCGCCACCGAUCCCGCCACCAGCACGCCCGCCGCCACCACGCCGCCCUCCUCCACACUAACCAACAGCCCAAGCAACUCGACCCCGAGUCCGACAGUAACAGUGACUCCGACGAGCACGGGCGGCGCGGGCGCAGGCGCAGGCAGCACGCUUGCUAGCGGCGUUGGCGCCGGCGCUACCACUGCGCGCCCCGCUACGCGCAAGGGCGGUAUCAUCUUCCCCAGCGUCAAGAACAAACCCAUCGUCGGCAACAACACAUUCGCCUCAGAAAUCGUCGCUAACUAUAAAGAUGUUAAAGGCUAUUCGUGUGUGGAUCUACUGAACGCGGGCAUGCGAGACUCCGGCGUCUACUACCUGCAGAUCCGGGGCACCACCUACUGGUUCCUCAAGGUCUUCUGCGAGCAGAACAUGGCAGACGGCGGCUGGACGGUGAUCCAUCGGCGUGACGACUUCGGAGUCCCCGCGGAAAACUUCAACCGAGACUGGAACGAUUAUAAGAACGGGUUCGGGGACCCCAGCAAGGAGUUCUGGCUUGGCAACGAGAACAUAUACAUGCUGACUAACAACGACGACUACAUGCUCCGGGUCGAGCUCGAGGACUUCGACGGAAACAAAAGAUAUGCGCAGUAUUCGCACUUCAAGAUAUAUUCCGAAGCGGAAUACUACAAGUUGGAGAUCGACGGGUACGAAGGCAACGCAGGAGACUCCCUCAACGAUCCGUGGUACGGCUCCAACAACAGCCCCUUCUCUACAUACAACAGAGACAACGACAGAUCGUCUUUGAACUGCGCGUCUAUGCUAAAGGGGGGAUGGUGGUGGAAGUCAUGCGGGCGCGGCCUCAACGGCCUCUAUCUCCACGACCCUCAAGACCUCACUGCCAGACAAGGUAUCGUGUGGUUCCGUUGGCGGGGCUGGGAUUACACCCUCAAGCGGGCCUCCAUGAUGAUCAAGCCCAAAGGCCUCCAGCCCAACACGUAAACCACUCAGCGCAACACCCCAUCCCCACUACCCAGCCUCUGUUCACUCAUUAUGUGGAUUCGACAACCCUCCGAUCAUCUUCACACAAUAUGACAAUACUCCUCAUGAUUCAGUCCAAGUAUUAAAUAAGAGUUACUUAUAUUAUGUACAAUUUUAUGAAUUUCAAAAAUAGUCUUAUAGCUUUACGAAGCUCUCGUUUCUUUCAAUACCUAAAUUCAAACUUUUAGUAAUAGUAGUCUACGCCAUCUCAUGUCUUAAAGCACCCUCAAAUGUUAGUUUUUAUUAUUUUUGAUAUAAAAGCUCGUAUUAAUCCCUGAAUCCAUGUAAUGAAACUGAACAUAGCAGGCAGCUAAUCGCUCAAAACGUGUACCUUCCUAUAUCUGUAAAUAUUUUCUCUCUCAGCUAUUGUUCCAAUCACGAGUUCAUUUUAUAUCUUUUACUAUUUUCUUCUGUUGUUGUAAAUAACUGAUGCUAUUUCAUCAAUGUGCCACAUCGCGCCCAAAAUUCAUUAAUUUAUUAUUCAUUUAACUUGAUACGUAAAAUCUCGUUAAUUAGGUUUAUAAUUUAGUUAUAAGGAAUAAAUGUAAUAAGGUGUAAAUAAAUAUUUUUAAUAAGUCGCGAAAUAAAGAAUGUUACCGUACGUAGCGGUGAAUUUUUAUAGCCUAGAUAAUGAAACAAACCGUAUUCUAUUCAAAUCACUUCUCGCGGUUACAGUAUCCAUCGGUUACAUCUUUGUCUGUGGCCCUGCUUCUAAUACCCACGCCCCUGUCUGUAUUUAACACGGCUCAAAUAUAUGGUUCAAUGUAGACAAGUACUCGUGUGUCUACUGCUAACAAAGUUCUUACGCUAACACUACGACGACAAGGGCGAUAUAUUUCUAUUACACAAAUUGAAUACAUGUAUAUUAUAUGUAUUAUAUGUAACUUUUAUAUGAAUCCACACUUAUUUCGUAAUGACUAUUAUGUUAAAAACUUGCCAUAAGGAAACAUCUAACUUAAGAUUCGAGUUAUUAACUAUAAUAGAUAAAGUAGGUCAACCUACGUGUACAAAUAGGGUUCGCAGCAUAGCCGACGUUUAGUUGGAAAUGUUUUAGAAUAGACAAAUAUCAGAUGCCGUCUCGGCCCAUAUAGUUAUAAACGUAUUAUCAAUGAAAACGUACCUGAUAAACACAUAUAGUAUAUUAGCAUAAAAUGCUUGUAAUCCUCUAAAUAUGUUAAUAGCAUUAGCAGACAUGGGAAUACAAUCGCUAGCUAAUUUAUAUUACUAAAAUGUUAUCAAUUGUAAAAUUGAAUGUGCUUAUGUAAAAUAUUUUUACCAAUGUAAAGUACGACGAAUUAUUUAAUGUUUCACUGCCUUUUACAAUUUUAUACUAUGAACGCUUGAUUAAAAUGUAACCGAGCCAAUAUCAAGUUGGAUACCUAGAUAUGUUUUAGAAAUUAAAUUUAUGUACCUUU